AUGGCCACGACCAACGGUCGCGAGCUGAGCAGGGCCGACAUAUUCGAGGAUGAGAAGAAGAGGAUCAUCGACAGCUGCUUCGAGAGAAGGGAUGACGAUGGUUCCAUGCUCGAGACAUAUAUCACCCACCUGCGCAUCACAGAGUACUCGUCGUCGCCCACAGCUCCGCCACCGCCCCAGGCAAGGACAUCCCAGUCCGAAAAGGACCGCGUCAUAAUCGUCGCUGUGCGCAAGUCUGGCCGAGUGCGGCUGCACAAGUCCAAGGAGAAUCCCAACGGCACAUUCUCCAUUGGCAAGACAUGGUUCCUCGACGAUCUUUCGGCCAUCGAGUCCUUCACGAGCCCCACAGCCAACCCGACCUUCCAAGACUCGGCUCGCGAUGUUGGAUUUGUGGUUACCCUCGGAAAGCCAUACUACUGGCAGGCGCAGACUGACAAGGAGAAGAAGUUCUUCAUUGCCAGCAUAAUCAAGAUCUACGCCAAAUACACGGGCGGCCGCAUGCCCAACCUAGCUGGCUUCGAUCAGCGCGAGCUUGAGCAGGUCUUGGGCGGCGCCCAAGCCCCGAGGAGACAGGACCGCCCCCCGCCUCCACGGCCCGCCCCUCUCGAGACGGCCCCUAGCAGCGGAAAUGGCUCGGCCUCGUCAGGCUACAACGGCGCGGGGACCCUGAGCGCUCAACUUAACGCGCCCCCUGCCUUUUCCGAGAGAAUACCCUCUCGCAGCCCACUGCCGCCCAAUGGACCCAAUGGAAGAUCUUCUCCUGCCCAAAGUGUGGAGUCGGGACGGAAAUCCUUGGAGCAGCCAUCCCUGCGGCGGCUGGCAUCAAAUAACCAGAGCCAGGACUCCGUGACCACGUCUCUUGCCGCAAGAAGUGAGGAUACGAGCAGCAUCCGCCCGAGGUCGAGGAACGGGAACGGGAACGGGGUCAACGGGGCCGGCUCAAACUAUCUUACUCCCAGUCCAGAGCCUCAACCUCCUCAACUCCAGGUAUCGGAGGAAAAGCCGCCCGCGCGAAAACGGCCUCCUAUGGAUCCCCUGCGCCCGCAACAAGCUGAUAGAGACCUGGUUCCGGCGCCUCUGAUGAGUCCCGGAAUACGUCGAGAUCCACUAGCGGUCCCUCCCCGCAGCGUGGAGAGGGUGUCACCCCGUCAGAACUCGACAAGCAGACGCAAUCAGCCACAGCCAUCAGAUAGCCAGAGCUUGGCUGUUAACGGUGCUGACACCGCAAGGGAGGCCCAGGGGACUCUUCCCAUACCCUCCGAAACGACGGCGCCUUCCAUCAAAGCCUCUGUUUCGCCGCUUCCUCUCCCCGUCCCUUCACCAACGACCACGGACGAGGUAUCAGAUGAUAGCAGGCCCGGCCUUGGGCCAAUGAUCAAAUCUAAAAAGUCCAAGGGAGAAAUUGCAGGAGCAUUUUGGAAGGCGGCGACGGCAGUGUCGGCUUUCAAGCCGAGGCCAGGGGGUGCAGCAGAUCGCAUUCGGCAGAACCAGAACAAGAGCACCGAUGGCCCCGACGGUAUCACGGCUGUAGUGCCUCCUCCACCCCCAGCUCCGAAGCCGGCCCCUUCUCAAAGAGCACCAGAGCCCGCUCCUACCCCAGAACCACCACCAAAGGCUGCUGAUAGAGUCUCGGCCGCAUCGGGUAUACCCGAGGUGAAGGUCACGUCGAGCUCUAACAGUAGGCCGGCUAGUCUUCAAUCCUCACUUAAGGAGAAGAAGAUAGAAGAGACAUCGGCGCUGGAGGACUCCCGCAAGUCCAUCAUCAGCGGAAACGACGUCAAGUACCUAGCCACUCUCGGCAUAGAUCCUGCUAUCCUAGACAGCCAGACUGCCGAGUUUACUAAGUGGCUGGACUAUUUCGGCUGGGUUCCGGGCGAGCAAAUGCGGGCUCGUAACUUUGACGAAAUGCGAGCUGACAUCGAUCGAGAACUCAAUAAAUCCCAGGCUGGGGGCUGGCUCGCCCGUUUUCAGGAGGAAGACGAGAGGGUCGAUGGCAUCAAAAGGGGGAUUGAUCUUGCAAUUAACGAAUGCGACGAGCUUGACAACCUACUCACGCUAUAUAGCGUCGAGCUAUCCACUCUCUCCGAUGACAUAGCCUACAUCGAGGCGCAAGGCCAGGGCCUCCAAGUCCAGGCUGCCAACCAGAAGCUCUUAAUGAAGGAGCUAGAGUCGUUGCUAGAAACCUGCGCCAUCAGCGAGUCCGACCUUGAGGCUCUCAAAGUGGCACCUCUAGACAGCUCUGGCGGCAUCGAGGAGAUCGAGUCCGCCCUUGUCACGCUGUACAAGGCCAUGACGAAGAUUGAUCCGGCCAUAGGCAACAAUGACUCGCGUAAGAGCGAGGAUGAAAGUGGAGACCAGUCGCUCGGGCUCAACACUGACUAUGGCAAUAUGCGUAUUGUUCAGGAGAAGAAGGAGAUGUACACAGCUGAGAGCUCUCUCUUCAUGCGGCGGCUGGUGGAGUUCAUGGCAAGGCAGUUUGACGACUCCUUCCGCGCGACCAGAUCUGCGCUAGACGGUGCCCUAUCCAAGAAAGUCGACCCUCGUAACCACGAAACCGGGAGGGAAAUGCUCUGGAUAUAUAGCCCCUUGGUUCUCUACGCCCGGGAUGUUGACCUAGACAACUGGAACCGCAUCGUCCAGAUAUACCAGGACAGAUGCCACCCCAUAUACAAGGCCGAGUUCAGGGAAGCCAUGGACGCCUGGAAGAAGAACGCGAGGAAAAUGACGGGCGAAGAGAGCGAGCUGUUGUUCACGUCGCAGCAGGAGAAGAAGGAGGAGGGCCUAGCGACAACGGCCAGGAAGCUCACGGUGAAGCGAAGCCAAACGCUGGCCAGAAGUCUCCGGUCGCCACUCGGCGACGGGAGCAGCAGGACGAAUCUAGACAAGACACCAGACGGCAGAGCUAUUCCGUACGAGGUGUUUGCUGGCGUCCUGGACGAUCUACUGCCUUUGGUGGAAAUGGAACAAAAUUUCAUCGUCGACUUCUUCCAUGCCACGACGCUGGAGCAGGCAGACUUCCCGGAUCUUGUGGCGACAUCGAGGCCCCGCGACCGCCGAGGUGGCGACCUAAAGCGGCACCGGCUAAUGGAGCCGGACCGUGAGCUUGCCCGCAGGGUGACACGCGCCAUGGAGGCGGUUUUCCUGUUCUUGGAGCCGAACUUGCAGCAGCUCAUGGACUGGGUGUUGAACAUGGAUCCACUACAAGGGGUUGGCAUUCUUGGGACGCUAGAGCGCAAGAUGGCCGACAUGGGGCAGUCCAACCAGGACUUCCUCAACAGCAUGCUGCAGAAGCUUCACGGCAACCUCGAAGCUAAGUUCAGGAAGUUUGUCGACGACCAAAUCCGGGCCAUCGAGGAGACGAAGGUCAAGAUCAAGAAGCGUAAAGGUGUCAUCCAUUUCGUGCGCAUCUUCCCACAAUUCUCAACCGCGGUGGAGAACAUGCUCUCGGGUGUGGACUCGAGUCUGAGCGUCCGCCGCAUGGUGGACCGCGAGUACGACCGAAUCCUCAAGUCCAUGUUCGACUCGCUGAAGGUGAUUGCGCGCGAGAACCCAGCUGUGGGUGCAGCCGGCGCCGCUGGUGUCAACUCGGCCGACCCCGAAGACAAGGAGACGCUCAACUUCCACAUUCUGCUCAUUGAAAACAUGAACCACUACCUCGAGGAGGUGGACAACCCGCGUGGGCUCGAGGUGCUCGAUGACUGGAAGGAGGCGGCCCAGCAGGAGCUUGCCGAGCACAUGGGCCUCUACCUCAACGCCGUCAUGCGGAGACCUCUCGGCAAGUUGCUCGAGUACCUCGAGAAUAUCGAGGCCCAGCUCGCCAGCGGUGCCAAGUCGCCCGCCGCCGUUGCCGCUCAGCCCAGCAACUCUAAGGCAACGUUCAACAAGAUCCUCGGCGGCUACGACGCGCGCGAAGUACGCAAGGGCAUCGAGACGCUCCGCAAGCGUGUUGAAAAGCACUUUGGCGACGCCGACGACUCGUCACUGCCUGGCGGUGGGGUGGGGACCCUGAGCAGCAGUUCAAAGAACCUCGUCAACCGCGUGCUCCGCGAAUGCGAGCGCUUCUACUCGGACGUGGAGCUGCGCAUCGGCGCCAUCACGACGAACGUGUAUGGCGGCGAUGUGCUCUUUGAAUGGCCCCGCACAGAGGUCAAAAGUGCAUUCUCGGUUUCUGGGAGGUGA
This is a messenger RNA of Lasiosphaeria miniovina, 4179 nucleotides long. RefSeq names its product exocyst complex component Sec3-domain-containing protein. Lineage: Eukaryota; Fungi; Ascomycota; Sordariomycetes; Sordariales; Lasiosphaeriaceae. Gene Ontology annotation, molecular function: phosphatidylinositol-4,5-bisphosphate binding. The transcript has 4 exons. The record is from RefSeq and is a predicted model, not a curated record. Gene Ontology annotation, biological process: exocytosis; Golgi to plasma membrane transport. Gene Ontology annotation, cellular component: plasma membrane; exocyst. Bases 1 to 4179 code for a protein of 1392 amino acids.